UGCCACAACCAACAGGGGAAGGAGGACAGAGGUGGUCUGUGCAACCCAGGAAGGGAGGACGUGUGAAGGCCAGCUGCCGGGAACUGUGUGAAGUCAAACAGCCUUGUCUGAAGUCGCACAGUACUGCUGGCUGCCCUGAUCACUUGCCGGCUUCUCCCUCUCCAAUUCUGGGACCCAGGAGUCCUGGUGCACAAGCUUUCACCUUUUCCCAAGGUCCAGCAGUCUUUGUCCACAGCCUCUCCAUCCCCCAGGGUUGGCCUCAUGGAGCCCUACAGGUCCCUGGCCCUGCUUGCUGGCUCUCUGGGCCUGAUAUCCUGCCUGGUUGCUCUUAGCACCAAUUUCUGGUUCGUGGCAGUGGGACCCAACUUUUCAGCUCACUCAGGCAUCUGGCCAACAGAACAUCAGGACGCAGUAGCAGUCUACAUCCAUGUGACACAGAGCUUCUGCAUUCUGGCUGUCCUGUGGAGCCUGGUGUCUGUGGGCUUCCUGGUCCUGUCCUGCAUUCCUUCAUUAUCUGCCCCGGGUCACGGUCCCCUGAUCUCAACCAUCACAGUCUAUGCUGCAGCUCUUUCCAUGAUAGUAGCCAUGGCGGUGUACACCAGUGAACGGUGGGGCCAGCUUCCGCACGCCCAGAUCCAGACUUUCUUCUCCUGGUCCUUCUACCUGGGCUGGGUCUCAGUUGUCCUGUUUCUCGGUGCAG
Messenger RNA from Castor canadensis (American beaver), 700 nucleotides. It is a transcript of the gene Nkg7, whose product is annotated as natural killer cell granule protein 7. Gene Ontology annotation, cellular component: plasma membrane. The record is from RefSeq and is a predicted model, not a curated record. NCBI's taxonomy places the organism in Eukaryota, Metazoa, Chordata, Mammalia, Rodentia, Castoridae.